UUCCACCGUUGCGUCCGUUAACAUCGCUAAAACUGUCUUGACUGUGGGACUACUUUCCGCCACAUAUCAACUUUCUACUUGCAGGACAAAACUGCCGUUACUAGUUCUAAAUGGAUGGUUGCUAUGGCCAAAAGCCAGUCGUUAGUUCUAAAUGGCUGGUUGCUACGGCCAAAAGCCAGUCGUUAGUUCUAUCUCUGCCGUUGUCAAGCGGGCAUUUCCCAGGAUUCUGAUUAACUUUAACUUUGAAAGAUCGCUACUUUUAUAGCCUACAUGGCAUCCAACUAGCUACAAUCCACCUCCGUCAUAUGCUACAAUGUUACUAUGGUUCUGCACGUCUGUAUUUCAGCUUGGAUGCAACGUGACAGUUCAUUUAAACUUCGCAACGAGUUUGGCGAAUUAAUAUUCAAGUGUGAUACGGGAACUACUUCGAAGGUAGCAGGUUAUACGAAGUUAAUGGCCACCCCAUUAGCCAAUCAGAGAAGAGAAUUCCAUUGUUGAGGGAGAUAAACAUACAUAUACUGUAUAUGAUGAACAUAACCUAAAACCAAUUAUUUUUCUCUCAGAGAAACAGAGUUGUCAAGCAAAUACAGAAACUGAAUAAUGGAGCAGAUGAGAAUUUGCCUCCAGGUCCUGCUUGUGGUCAUUGGAGCAAUAUUAGUAGCACACCUACUACAAAGACUUAAAGGAGGAGACCAUAUUGAAAAGGAAGACAAGCGUGUAGUGGUGGGAAUCGAUCUGGGCACCACCUACUCUUGUGUCGGAGUCUUUAAAGAUGGCCGUGUGGAAAUCAUUGCCAACGACCAGGGCAACAGGAUCACCCCUUCCUGUGUGGCCUUCACUGCUGAGGGAGAGCGUCUCAUUGGUGAUGCUGCUAAGAUCCAGCUGACCUCCAACCCCGAGAACACCGUUUUCAAUGCUAAAAGAUUUAUCGGCCGCACCUGGAAUCAUUCUUCUGUGCAGCAGGACAUCACAUACCUUCCCUUCAAGGUGUUUGAGAAAAACAGGAAACCCCACAUUGCUCUUAAAGUUCGUAGCCAGAUGAGGAGUUUUACACCAGAAGAGAUCUCUGCCAUGGUUCUCUCUAAGAUGAAGGAAACCGCUGAGGCAUAUCUGGGAAAGAAGGUCACCCAUGCCGUGGUCACUGUUCCUGCUUACUUCAAUGAUGCCCAGCGUCAUGCCACCAAGGAUGCUGGAACCAUCGCCGGCCUGACUGUGAUGAGGAUCAUAAACGAGCCAACAGCUGCUGCUAUUGCUUAUGGUUUGACCCAGAAGCGUGGGGAGAGAAACAUCCUGGUGCUUGACCUUGGUGGUGGUUCCCUUGAUGUGUCCCUCCUGACUAUUGACAGAGGUCAUGUUAUGGUCAGAGCCACAAACGGAAACACCAGCUUGGGUGGAGAAGACUUUGACCAGCGCGUCAUUGAGCACUUCAUCAAGCUAUGCAAGAAGAAGACUGGCAAAGAUGUUCGCAAAGACAAGCGUGCUGUUGAGAAGCUGCGUCGUGAGGUUGAGAGAGCCAAGCGAGUUCUGUCUUCCCAACAUCAAGUACGUUUUGAGAUUGAGUCUUUCUUUGAGGGUAAAGACUUGUCCGAGAUCCUGACCCGUGCCAAGUUUGAGGAGCUAAACAGGGAUCUUUUCAGUUCCAUCCUGACGCCUGUGCAGAAAGCUCUGGAAGAUUCUGACCUGAAAAAAUCUGACAUCGAUGAGAUCGUGCUGGUCGGUGGCUCCACUCGUAUUCCCAAGAUCCGGCAGCUAGUGAAGGAAUUCUUCGACGGAAAGGAGCCCUUCACAAGUAUCAACCCUGAGGAGACUGUGGCCUACGGAGCAGCUUUGCAGGCUGCCCUGCUUUCUGGAGAGGAGGGUAUAGAAAGCCUGGUUCUUCUGGAUGUGUGCCCCCUGACUCUUGGCAUAGAGACUGCAGAUACAAAGAAUAAUAAGGAACAAGUGAUGACCAGGCUAAUCCAUAGGAACACCCUGGUGCCAACCGAGAAGUCCAAGAUGUUCACCACUAACCAGGAUAACCAGACAGUAGUUGCUAUCAAGGUUUAUGAAGGUGAGCACAACAUGACCAAAGACAACAAUCUGCUGGGGAGUUUUGACCUGACCGGCAUUCCUCCAGCACCCCGUGGGGUCCCAGAAAUAGAGGUGACCUUUGAGAUUGAUGUCAACGGUAUCCUCCGUGUAACUGCUAUAGACUUAGGAACCGGCAACAAGAACAAGAUCACUAUCACCAACGACCAGAACCGUCUGACCCCAAAGGACAUCGAGAGGAUGGUGAAUGAUGCUGAGCGAUUCGCCGAUGAAGACAAGCGGUUAAAAAAACGCGUUGAUGCCCGCAACGAGCUGGAGAGCUAUGCUUACUCCCUGAAGAACCAGGUGGGGGAAAAAAAAGAGCUGGGCGGCAAACUGUCCGACGAUGACAAAGAAACCAUCGAGAGAGCCGUGGAGGAGAUGAUUGAUUGGAUGGAGUUCUUCCCAGAGGCCGCUGCAGAAGCAUUCAAGUCCAAGAAGGAUGAGCUGGAGGAGGUUGUUCAGUCCAUCAUUGGCAAAGUCUACGGCAACACAGAUAGACAUCUUCCAGAGGAGGGUGAGGGUGAGCAGGAUGAGAAAGACGAACUGUAGUCAUGGUUCCUGCUUGCAAAUCACGAACUCUGUAACUCCACAUUACGGUUUUAUUGAUAGGAUAUGUUGUGUACAACAUGCAACAGAAUUAUUAAAAUUUGAGCCUUGCCUCUCGAGUUCACCUGCCAACCCUGUAAGGUUCCGUAACUUUCACGCAUCCCUGAACUUGAAACCAGAGCCCGUCUCUGUUGAAACUUCCUGUGCAAUCGCGAAAUAUGCUUGUCAAUCAAAAAAAAUGACGGUUCCUCCAAUCAUCAUACAGAAGCUCGGCAUCCGAGCCAUCCCACUGUCCCAUUCACCCCCAGAGAGGCCGGGCUUCCCUGGAUAUGACGAUUUUGCGGCGUUUAUCCAAUAUUCAUCUAGCUUUUCCUGCACUGAGACCAGCCCACUCCGUAGUGCCAUCGAAGUCCAGUGAGGCCGAGCCUCUAUGGGGAUUUUAAUGGAUCGUGUCGUCACAGCAAUGCAUUAGACGUGCGAAAUCAUGAUAGAUGACAGGCAAAACCUUGUUGUAAAACGAAACUAUAACGAUAUAGCCAUGAAGUUGAACACGUUUUUAGCAUGUUCUAGUUGAAAUAUUAGGCUUGCUAAUGUAGCUCAUAAUAGGCAUUAUUUCAUGCAAUUUUCCGUGAUAUUUUAGAGGAGGCUGAGCCUCCCCUGCACUCAAUGAGCAAUCGCCUCUGAUAUGAACAUAAGCUUUAUAUUUCCAUAGAGCCUCGGAAGCAUAGUUUUAAAGACCAAAAGGUGUUUUCAUCAAUUUCAAUUUUCAUCCCUCUAAAUUUUGUUAAUUUUUAAGAGGCAUUAUCUCAUAUUAGCAGUGGCUU
Molecule: messenger RNA, 3440 nt
Organism: Sardina pilchardus (European sardine)
Lineage: Eukaryota; Metazoa; Chordata; Actinopteri; Clupeiformes; Clupeidae
Product: endoplasmic reticulum chaperone BiP-like
Exons: 8
Coding region: 601-2619 (672 amino acids)
Biological process (GO): endoplasmic reticulum unfolded protein response
Cellular component (GO): cytoplasm; endoplasmic reticulum lumen; nucleus
Molecular function (GO): ATP binding; ATP-dependent protein folding chaperone
Source: RefSeq, a predicted model, not a curated record